AUGGGCUGUUGGGAAGAGAAUUGGUCACUUGAUCAGCCCCAAUCUCUUCAAGUUCUCUUCGAAUUGCGCAUGUUUUCAUUUGAUUUCCCGCGGCCCAUCAUGUCCACUCUUCGACUGAUUCCGUUGCUUUUGACUGCCUGGAUUCUGACCAAUGAGAAGAUCAAGAUUGUUCUUUCCCAACCUCUUCCAUCUGCCGUUGCCUCAGGCACUCCUCAAACAAUAACUGAAGAGAGUUCGACCAGGGUCAUUCCAUUGAUUGAGGGAAUGAUGUAUCCGACAGAAAAAGUAACUUUAAUUCACAAAAAAAUAAUCCUUUAGGGUUAUGUGAUGGUAUCCUCGGUGACACUUGUCUUGGAUCAAGGCUAUGCAAUUGUUGUUGAUUCGCCCUCGGCCUCGGAUAAACAGACCACGGAAUUAAUGCUAAAAGGUGAUUUACUUGCAAACAAGACUAUUAAUUGUGAUGAUCAUCUAAUAAUAUCACUGUGUAUUGCAGCCCUUUCCAACCUCGGGAUUUCUCCCUCUCAAGUCCACGUUGCCCUCACCACUCAUGGGCAUCCAGAUCAUUUUGGGCAGCAGAAUUUAUUCUCGAAUGCCCGCCAUUUAUUCGGCCCAUAUGAUUAUAUUUCCAGUGUUUUUAACCGAAAUGAACUGUUUACUGUACGUUUGCGAUACUAGUCGCGACAUAAAGUCCUGACACAUUUUGUCGCGGGUGUCGCGCGAGAAAAGUGGCGAACUCGCGCGAAAGUGCAUGUCGCUUGUGCAAAAACGGGGAAUUGCCGCGACGAGUGCGAAAGGAAAACAAAACGCACAGUGCAAAUGUGUCAGGACUUUAUGUCGCGACUAGUAUAAAGAUGUAUGUUUUACAGAAGAAUGAGAUGAGAUUAACGACAAAUGUGGAGGUUUGGAAUACUCCUGGUCACACGAACCAAGAUGUGAGUGUAAUUGUGAGGGAGGUCCCGUCCUUGGGAGUCGUCGGAGUUGUCGGUAAGCAUAUUAUUAUAAUGAGAUUCGAUACAACGAAACAUGAAUUCUUUUAGGGGACCUCUUUUACUCUGAAUUGGAUGCUUUAUCUAGUGGCGAAGACUGGAGUCGCGACGCUUGGAACGCGGCGCUGGGCUUGGAGAACCGGAAAAGAGUGCUCUGCACCUGCGACGUCAUCGUUCCCGGUCACUCUCGAAUAUUCAAGUAAGUCCCAACAAAUAGAAAAUCAAUUGCCUAUUUAAUUUAAAGAGUCACCCAAGAGAUGAGAAGUCGGGUUGGAUGCUCUGCAGGAGUGCCCUCGGGGCAGAUUCGCUCCAAGUCCGCUCCAAAUCCAUUGGUCCCUACUCAAAUCCCCGGCCAAAUCCCUCAAAUACCAUCUAGCCAAACUUCCAUUGUUGAGCCUUCCCAAUAUCCCCUCGGUCAACUGCCUCCAAUCUCUUCCCAGCUCCCCCAAUUCCUGCCUGGACAGCCAAUCCAGAAUGACAAAUUCUCAGAAGGGAAUGUGCUCAGCCAAACUAUCCGAUUCAGAGAACCGGAAUUAGAACAAAUGGAGGGAAUCCAGCCUAGUGUCAUAAGCCUGCCGAAGGAAGCGCUGAUCCAAAAAGAUUGGUCCAGGACUAGCCAAGAGCCAGCCCCGAUUUCCGAAACAAGUGAAUUGAAUAAAGGUAGGGCUUCAGUAAUCAGAGAAUCCAAUCCAUAAUUUUCAGCUGUUUUAUUACCAGUUUUGGAGUCUGCGGCCACUCAUUUGGCCAAUUACUUGACUGCCGCGCAACCCGGAGGUCCGGUUCCUAUACCCCAACACACGGCUACAGAGGUCCGAACGUAUCCAUACCAUGUAAAAAUGACAUAA
Bursaphelenchus xylophilus (pine wood nematode) is the source of this 1831-nucleotide messenger RNA. The record is from the annotation of a GenBank genome assembly. Lineage: Eukaryota; Metazoa; Nematoda; Chromadorea; Rhabditida; Aphelenchoididae.